AUGGACACUUUAAGUAACUUGCUGCGGGUAAAAAUACUUAGACCCUCAGACUAUGGAGAUGGUAGUCCUACGAGCUGGCAAUCAUUCGUGGAAAGGGAGUGUAGUGUCGGCUUUGAUCGUCAUUGCCAAUUGCCAUUCUACCUUUGGGUGUGGGUGGCCAAACGCAAGGAUACUACUCGUCUGAUGCUAUUUUCAGACCAGUACAUGUCUGAUGGAUUCUCAGGUAACGUGAUAUUAAAUUGCAUACUUGAACAUGUAGCAAAACUUGCCAGAGAAUCCUCAUCGGAAUACCAACGACCAUCUAUGUCGAUCGCAGAAGAAUUUGAGCUCCGACCGUCGCUCUACCGAAUAUGGCUUGACAGGAUAAAGUGGGUCAAGCCGCUGCUCAAAGGUUCUGAUGCAAUUUUCGGACGUCGCAUCCUUCGUCGCAAUGCACGCAACUUCGUUCCUCUUCUUGCAGCUCGUAAAGAUCAGAAGGAUUUUGCUGUACCUCCUAAAGUUAACGACACCAAAGCUCUAUUUGCCGAUGGAGAAACUGAAUCAAUGCGUGAAGCCCUGAAUAAAUGCAGAACAGAGGGCGUCGCCCUUGGUGGUGCUGUGGUUGUUCUUGCAUUGCUCGCGUUCUACCGUAUACGUUGCGGCGACGAACUGCAGAAAUGCAUACAUCCAUUUCGAAUCAAGAUGAGUAUAGACUGCAAUAUGCGGCAUCAAGUACAGCACCCGGCUGAAGAAGACACUGUGGGGAUGUACACUGCGACCACCGACCUGGAUUGGCUCAACUCCGAAGGCGUGGACAUGCUGAAUACACAAUUUUGGGAAUUGGCUGGUCGAGCUUGUCGCGAGGUUGAGGCUAAUAUCAAGAAUACCAUUGCAAUGGCGCUGCCUACUAUCCAAGCUGACCAGAAACUCAACGCCAAGAUGAAGCCAGCUUUUCUCAAGGACGUUCACAUUCCUCAUUCAAUCACCUCUGACGUUGGAGUCGAAGCGCUGUGCGUCUAUCCAUUCGAGAAGCAGCAUGCACUAUCUAAAAAUCUGGAUUCAGAGAGUCGACAGGGUCUUCUAGCAGCUUGCGAAGAGCGUUUGCCAACUGAAAGUGGAAGUGAUUUAACUCUACUCUCGCGACUUGCGACCAUAUGCUCGGCUCCACACAAAGAGUUAUCGGUUGAGAGUCUACAUGUGUUUAAAGCUCUACCACAUUUAGCUCCGUCUGUCGUGAUUUUUCUGUCCUCGGUACAUGCUUUCGGCUAUUCAAUGGCACAUAAAGUGGACGUUGAUGUUGGAAACGAUUUAUUCACAGCAUUCGUGCUGCUUUGUGAAAGCUUAGGCAGUAUCGGAAGCGACGAAAAUUUAGCUGAUGUUCUCGAUCGUUUGAACGAGUGA
This is a messenger RNA of Plasmopara halstedii, 1380 nucleotides long. RefSeq lists its product as uncharacterized. The record is from RefSeq and is a predicted model, not a curated record. The transcript has a single exon. The coding region runs from base 1 to 1380 and encodes 459 amino acids. NCBI's taxonomy places the organism in Eukaryota, Oomycota, Peronosporomycetes, Peronosporales, Peronosporaceae.